CAGUAAAUACUCUCGUUAACCUCAGAAAUUGUUCGCUGGAACUUCGAAGCUUCAUUUGUCCGGGAGAAAUAUUAGCACUUGGCAAUAAGACGCAACUUCUCUCUUUCGUCUAAUUGUCUGUUCAAUUAACAGCGAGCCUUGACAAAGCUUAAGACGCGGUCUUAUUAUUUGGGACAGGUGAUAACAUCGUCCGCAUUAACAUAAAAAGUACGACUUCAAAAAGCUAAACGCGUACACAAGGAGCUCGAAGUUAUUCGAACGGCAAAAUGGCCGUAUUUUAUAAAUCUAGGGCGCGAUUAAAGGGACGUUUAACCGCGCAAUAAAUGCUACGGUCGAGGAGUAUUUUAUGGUCUUCGAUGGCUAAUCUCUUGAAGAUAUGAAGCUUUCGGGAAGCACGAAAAAAUUAUUAAUAAGGAUUGUACUAUUUCUUCUCUAUCUUCUCGUCGGAGCAGGGAUAUUUAUCGCCAUAGAAAGCGGUCCCGAAGAGACGGAGCAGAACAAGGCAAGGAAAUUUAUUGAGAAAGUGAAUAACCUGACAAAUGCUACUACCAGAUAUUUCAAUUCUUCAGAGGACGUGAAGCGGUUCUUAUCUGACUUCAAACAUGCGUUACGAAACGGGUACGACAUUGAUAAGAACGAAAUAACCGGCCCGAAGUGGACCUACAUGAAUUCAUUUUAUUUUGUUGGGAAUAUAGUCACGACAAUAGGAUAUGGCCACAUGGUCCCAGAAACUUUGUGGGGGCGACUUUUUUGCAUAUUGUAUGCCCUGUUCGGGAUACCUAUCACAGCCUUGAUGCUUCGUUCCGUCGGCAACCGGAUCACAGAAUGGAAUAUAUCAAUGAUCAAACUUUUUGAACGACGAGUUUACAAUCGUGAAACGGAGAAUGCUGAGAUCAAAAGCGCUGUUAUUGCGUUUGCUUUGCUUUGGAUUAUUAUACUGCUGUCGGCAAUAGGGUUUUGGCAAUUCCAAAAGGAUUGGGAUUAUCUUGGAUCAGUGUAUUAUUGUUUUAUAACUUUCUCCACGAUUGGAUUUGGUGAUCUGGUUCCGAACGAUGUACGAAGGGACGUUGGGAAUAAAGAUUAUCAGGUGUUCAUCGAGUUCGCAGAUUUGCUGUAUCUUGUGAUCGGCUUAGCUAUAAUGUCGAGCGUUGUCGUAGCAAUCUCGGGAGUCAUCGAGACGAAAACGCAAAUGCUGGUCGAUCCAAUGGAAGCGUUCCGACGAAUCGAUAUGGAAAACUUGAAUUCGGUGGCUGUUAAGAAGUUAGGUCUGAAAAUGAAUGGUGCCGAUAACCUUAAUUCAAGCAUGGGGCAUCAGGCCAGGAGGGCAAGUGAGGUGCCAAACGGUAUGAUGAACAGAAGAGGUAGUAGAUUUCCGUACUGGGAAGAACAGAGACUUCAAGAAAGGAGCAGUGCUGACAGAAUUGAGCAUGUAGGACCUGCUCCAGUAAUUAGUAUACCAAAACAACCAAGUUCGUCUAGAAAUAGCGAGUCGUCAAAGGCAACUAGUAAUGGUACCGCAAUCCCAAAGAAAACUGACAGUUUGUCUGUUCCAGUGGAACACAACUCCACAGCCUGUUCGCCAAGCAUUACCCCACAGCCUCCUCCUGUCUUUAAAUCAAACAAAGUCACACCUCUGGACGACAGUGACAACGAAGACGGCAUCGUUAACGACAUUUGUGAAACGGUCGACGAGACAUUUUCAAUCGAAGCAGGCGGAGCCAGUGAUGAAGAGGGAAGCAAGGCCAGCGGCCACACCGAUGAGUCAAGCCUAACGGGAAUAUAUGAAUUGCAAAAUGAACAUGAAAAAGUGAUGAAAAUAGAAACUACGGAAUCUUUUAAGCUUGGCAAUUCAACACAUUGGGAAGAUGUCGCGUAAUUUUUCGUCGAUUACCGAAAUAUAAACUAUACCCGUUUUGAUUUUCAUGCGUUCUGUGUCAAUGAACAUCAAAGAUGCUAUCUUUCUUGUAAAGGUACAAUUGGAAUUUUUGUUUUCACUGCCUUUUCAAUAAGAACAGUAUUUUGUAUAGUUUAAUUAAGUUGUUUUGUUGCAACUUUACCGAUGGAAAAGUAUGGCGUACAUUUUUUAUCCAAGUGGAGCAAGAAUGCCAUCUUGCUAGUGUCGUAAAAAACAAGUAACUAUUUUACUAAAUGCGAGAUGAUGAUGAUGAUGAUGAUGAUGAUGAUGAUGAUGAUGAUGAUGAUGAUGAUGAUGAUGAUGAUGAUGAUGAU
Messenger RNA from Dendronephthya gigantea, 2229 nucleotides. Its product is annotated as potassium channel subfamily K member 15-like. The transcript has 4 exons. Gene Ontology annotation, cellular component: membrane. NCBI's taxonomy places the organism in Eukaryota, Metazoa, Cnidaria, Anthozoa, Malacalcyonacea, Nephtheidae. Gene Ontology annotation, molecular function: potassium ion leak channel activity. Gene Ontology annotation, biological process: potassium ion transmembrane transport; stabilization of membrane potential. Bases 377 to 1876 code for a protein of 499 amino acids. The record is from RefSeq and is a predicted model, not a curated record.